GCUCAAAAAUCUCACUCUUUUCAGCCUUUUCUUCCACCUUCUCCACCCCAGACGCACUAAACUCCAAAGCCCCUCUCCUUUUCAGUCGCACUCCUCUGCAACUCCUCGUUGCAGAAAAAACACACGAAAGGACUAAAAACCUAACAAGAAGGGCCAAAAUAUCAAAAAAAAGCAGAGAUGGAGAUCCUUCUACUCGCACUCCUCCUACUCGCCACUCUCGCCUCCUCCUUGAACUCCGACGGCCUAUCUCUCCUCGCUCUCAAAUCCGCCAUCUCAUCCGACCCCACCCUCGCUCUCUCCACGUGGCAAGAAUCCGACCUCACGCCCUGCAAGUGGCCCGGCAUCACCUGCAUUUCCAGCCGUGUGAUCUCCAUCUCCCUCCCCAACAGUUCCCUCUCCGGCUAUAUCCCUUCUGAAAUCGGCUAUCUCAGCUCCCUCCGCCAUCUCUCUCUCCCGCACAACAACCUCUCGAAACCCAUUCCUCUUUCUCUCUUCAACGCCUCCUCUCUCGUCUCUCUUGAUCUUUCCCAAAAUGCACUCACCGGUCCCAUCCCUCCUCAGAUUAAAACCCUAAAAUCCCUAACCCAUCUCGAUCUUUCUUCCAACCUCCUCAACGGCAGCCUCCCCGCAGCUAUCGCCGAUCUCCCAAAUCUCUCUGGCACCGUCAAUCUCUCCUACAACCUGUUCUCCGGCCGUGUGCCAAAAUCUUUCGGGAAGCUGCCGGUUUCCGUCAGCUUAGACCUCCAGCACAACAAUCUCAGCGGCGAGAUCCCUCAGGUCGGGUCGCUAGUGAAUCAAGGCCCGACGGCCUUCUCUGGAAACCCGAAUCUCUGCGGGUUUCCGCUGCGGAUUCCGUGCCCGAACACUGAAAUCCCCCAAACCCCUGAAAUCCCCAGAAACCCAAAUCCCAGUCUCUCUAUUCUUCCACCGCCGUUGCCGCCGGCACCGAGCGGGAAGGUAGCGGGGCGUGGAAUAUCGGUUCCGAUACUCUCUGGAGUGCUUUUCGUCGUCGGGGCCGUCUCGGUUUUAGUGUGGUUUGUUCGGAGAAAAUGUGGGUCCGGGGAGGGUAAAAUGGGGAAAGGGAAAAGUGGGGAGGGUAAGGAGGAGGGACAGAAGGGGGAUUUUUUCGUGGUGGAUGAUGAUGGAGGGUUUGGAUUGGAGCUGGAGGAGCUGCUGAGAGCAUCGGCGUAUGUUGUGGGGAAGAGUCGUAAUGGUAUCGUGUAUAAGGUGGUGUUGGGGAGGGGAGUUUCGGUAGCGGUGAGGAGGUUGAGUGAGGGCUUUUGGAGGUUUAAGGAGUUCGAGUCGGAGGUGGAAGCGAUUGGGAGAGUGCGGCAUCCGAAUAUCGUGCGCCUGAGGGCGUACUACUACGCGAGCGAUGAGAAGCUCCUCGUGUCGGAUUUCAUCUCCAAUGGCAGCUUGCGUGCCGCUCUGCACGGUGGGCCUUUGAGCUCAUCAUCGUCACCUCUAUCAUGGGCUGCCAGGUUGAAGAUUGCCCAAGGUGCCGCGAGAGGUCUAGCUCACAUCCAUGAUUGCAGCCCUCGAAAAUAUGUCCAUGGAAACAUAAAAUCAUCCAAAAUCCUUCUUGAUGAUGAUUUCCAAGCUUACAUAUCUGACUUUGGCCUCAACCGUCUCAUGGCCGGAAACUACAAUUCUUCUGACUCAAUGUCAAAGAAGCAAUCCUCAACCCGAGUGGUAGUUUCCAGUAUACCAGCAAAGAUACCGACCUCACCUUCCGCCUAUUACUUGGCUCCAGAGGCCCGAAUCUCUGGCAGUAGGCUAACACAGAAAUGUGAUGUCUACUCCUUUGGCAUUGUGCUUUUGGAGAUCCUCACAGGACAGUCACCAAAUGCCAAGACGGCAUCCUCUGAUGAUGGUUUGGAGAGCUUUGUGAGGAAAGCUUUCCGAGAGGAACACCCCCUUUCAGAGAUUGUAGAUCCCUUGCUCCUGCACGAGGUUUAUGCAAAGAAACAAGUGCUUGCUUCGUUCCACAUUGCACUUGGGUGCACGGAGAUGGACCCAGAGUUGCGGCCUAGGAUGAGAUCCAUCUCUGAGAGCCUUGAUCGGAUCGGAUGUCAUUGAUUUUGUAAUAUAAACUGUGUUUUGUUCUUCAUCUUUUUUUCUUUACUGACACUUGAGCUGAAUUUAGUUUCUUGGAACUGGGAUGGAAGUUGUAUCUAUGCAUGGAUUGACGCAUUUGGGUGGA
Molecule: messenger RNA, 2203 nt
Organism: Magnolia sinica
Lineage: Eukaryota; Viridiplantae; Streptophyta; Magnoliopsida; Magnoliales; Magnoliaceae
Product: receptor protein kinase-like protein ZAR1
Exons: 2
Coding region: 178-2079 (633 amino acids)
Biological process (GO): protein phosphorylation
Molecular function (GO): protein kinase activity; protein binding; ATP binding
Source: RefSeq, a predicted model, not a curated record